Molecule: messenger RNA, 2100 nt
Organism: Neopelma chrysocephalum (saffron-crested tyrant-manakin)
Lineage: Eukaryota; Metazoa; Chordata; Aves; Passeriformes; Pipridae
Gene: SMPD2
Product: sphingomyelin phosphodiesterase 2
Exons: 10
Coding region: 555-1748 (397 amino acids)
Cellular component (GO): cytoplasm
Molecular function (GO): sphingomyelin phosphodiesterase activity
Source: RefSeq, a predicted model, not a curated record
GGGUCAGGCGUGAGAGAAGCGGGGGCUGGGAGAGCGCUGGGGCUGGGAGAGCGCUGGAGCUGCUUAGGGAGCUUCUGGCUCCUCCGCGGUUUGGAGCCUCCAAAAGGAUGCACGGGAUUCCCGAGUGGGGAGGUGUGUGGGGUUGUCCCAUGCCCGUGCUUCGCAUCUCCGUUUUGAAACCAGGGUGAAAGUCCAUCCUGGAACACAACUCACUGACAGACAGAGGGUUGAGCCCUGUACCCCAUCCCUGGCCCACCGGUGUCCAAACUCACUGGAUGGAGGGUCACAUGGAUCCCUUUGUGGGGGCAAGUUGGGGUUCGGGAUGGUCCUUGUGCACAGGAGAGGAGGGGUCAGGCCCAGGGUAGGCUGGAGCACCCUGAGCACUCCUCCUUCCUGGCCUUUGCCUUGGCUCAGCCUUUCCGCCACGCCAGCCCGGAUCCCUGGCUCUGUCCUGCGCCCUCCGCCGGCUCCCCGGGGCUGUCCCCCAAGUCUGCUCCCUGCGGGACCCCCCCUGCCCAGCGUUGCCCUCUGGCCCCCGCAAGAUCCAGCAAGCGAUGGAGGGCGAUCCCGCCCUGCGCCUUCGUGUCUUUGACCUCAACUGCUGGGCCAUUCGCUACCUAAGCAAACGGCGGCAGGAGCGCAUCCAGCUCCUCGGGGACAUGCUGCGCCAGGAGAGCUUUGAUCUGGUGCUUCUUCAGGAGGUGUGGAGUGAACGGGACUACAGUGACCUGAAGGUGAAACUAGGAGGCUGUUACCCCUUCUCUCAUUACUUCCGCAGGUUCCCCAUUCUGGACACGCUCCUCUACCAGUACUCACUGAAUGGGUACCCCUACAUGCUCCAACAUGGGGACUGGUUUUGCGGCAAAUCCGUCGGCCUUGUCAUCAUUAGGAUCUCAGGGAUCAUCUUCAACAUCUAUGUCACCCACCUGCACGCCGAGUACUGCCGGGAGAAGGACGCCUACCUGCCCCACCGCCUGGUGCAGGCCUGGGAGCUGGCACAGUUCAUCCGACACACCUCCAAGGCGGCUGAUGUGGUGCUGCUGGGAGGGGACCUGAACAUGCACCCCGAAGAUGUGGGCAUCCGGCUGCUGCGUGGCUGGACGGGGCUGCGGGAUGCCUUUGCUGAGGCCACACACUUUGAGGGCUGUGAGGAUGGCUGUACCCUUGUCCCCAACAACUGCUUCACUGACAAAUCAGAGCUGCUGCCCUUCCCACUGGGCAUCCGCAUCGAUUACAUCCUCUACAAGGCCAUCUCCAGCUUCAUGGUAAAGUGUGAAGAGCUGAAGACCACCACAGGGGCAGCUCCGGGCAUGGACGUCCCCUUCUCAGACCAUGAAGCUGUGAUGGCAACACUGCACAUCCAGCGGCAGGGACAGACUGCGGGUGCCACCCUCACCACUGCUGAGCCCAUGCUGGUAGAUGUGGUGACAGAGGCACGGACAGAGGUGGCCGUGGGGCUGCGGGCAGCACAGCGGCAGCGCUACUCCUCGGGCAGGAUGGCCCUGCUGGCCCUGCUGCUGCUGCUGCUGCAGGCCGUGGCUGCACUGGGUGCGCUGACAGGGCUGGACGCCGGGCAGCCCUUCCCCAAGCUCUCCUUCUGCCUGCUGGCCUUCCUUGCCGUCGGCAUCCUCCUUCUUGCCGCUGGUCUCCACCUGUUUCACACCAUGGAGGUGAAGAUGCUGCACAGCACCGAGGAGCAGAUGCGGAUGGUGCUGCGGACGCUGCAGGAAUGUCCCAGUGACGGCUGAACCGAGGCUGUGGGUGUCCCACAAUACCCCUCCAGCCCCACUGUGUCCCUUUUUGAUCCUUUUUUUAGCUGGCUUCUGGCAGCAGUGCGGCCAAUGCAGUAGUGCAGGUUUGACAUUUGCCUCUGAGAGAAAUUAAGAUAUUGGGGGUAGAUUGCACUGGCCCUUGUGGGAACUACGAUGGACGUGGGGUUUUAUUGCUUUUUAAAUACACCCUUUGUACCUGGAGGAACCUGCUGGCCUGGCUGGGAGGCUUGAAAGACUCAGGCUCCCCAUGCCUGGGGUGGAACGCUGGCAACUGCUCUAACAACCAGAUUUUACUCAGAUAGAAAAUAAAGGCAGUAUUUUAGCCCUU